AUGCCUCACCGUUCCAAGCUCACCUUUAACACCAACGCGACCUACUUCCUGGUUGGCUGUCUCGGCGGUAUAGGCCGCUGUCUAACAGCUUGGAUGAUUAAGCGUGGUACCAGACGAUUUACCUUCAUGUCCAGACCCGGCCUCGGUAACAAACAGACGGCGUCCUGGAUUCACGGUCUGGAGGCCAGGGGCAUUACGUGUCAGAUCACCAAGGGUGACGCUUCCAAUAAGAGCGAUAUCGAUGUAGCUAUUCAUGACUGGCAGACAUCUAUUGCACCAAAGGCGCUCGCCGCUAUGAACUUAGACCAAGCCUUUGCAGAGAUCGAUAUAGACUUCUUCGUCUUCACCAGUUCUACCUCGGGCAUCCUGGGUACUCCCGGACAAGCCAACUACGCGGCCGGGAACAGCUUCCUCGACAACCUGGCAAGAAACUGCAUGGCUAGAGGCCAGCACGCCGUCUCUCUCGUCCUUCCCAUGGUACAGAGCGUCGGUGUGGUGGCCGAGAAUCCCGAGAUUGAGGCUGCGCUACGACGCAAGGGCAUCUACGGUAUUAACGAGACGCACCUCCUCGAGGCCCUCGAGGCCGCCAUCGCCACGCAGGCCACCACGACGCCGGCUGACCAUAUUGUCGUCGGCAUGGACCCCAGCAAACUUAAAAGCUCACUGUCGAGAAGUGACUUUACUGACAGCUUCUGGAUAGAGGAUGCGCGCUUCAAGGCUGUGCCACAGGCCAUCGACUCUCGCGGGUCGUCUGAUAACAGCAGCGGCUUCACUAUUCUCAAAGCCAUCCAAGAGGCCAGUUUGCUGCAGGUUAGUGUUGGCCUAGUCUCGGAGCACUUCAUCACCAAGCUGUGCCGCCUGUUGAUGCUCGAACCAGAUUGUCUUUGA
This is a messenger RNA of Metarhizium robertsii ARSEF 23, 888 nucleotides long. Its product is annotated as Beta-ketoacyl synthase. Gene Ontology annotation, molecular function: fatty acid synthase activity. Bases 1 to 888 code for a protein of 295 amino acids. NCBI's taxonomy places the organism in Eukaryota, Fungi, Ascomycota, Sordariomycetes, Hypocreales, Clavicipitaceae. The transcript is spliced from 2 exons. The record is from RefSeq and is a predicted model, not a curated record. Gene Ontology annotation, biological process: fatty acid biosynthetic process; secondary metabolite biosynthetic process.